UGAGACACUUGCAAAGCUUUAUGCACUUGAUAGGGAGGCACAGAGGGACACUGAAUAGACUCCAGUCCUUCUUCAGAUGCUUAUCUUCUCUGAUAGGAGAUAGAAGUGGACAUGCCUAGACCAGACCAUCACUGACACCUGGACUCGUCAUCUUCGCCGGGUUUAAGUGCGCCAUAAUGAACAGAACCGCAGAUAUCUGCAACCACUGUCGGAACAUGAUCAGGGAGAAGGAAAAAGGAAUGAAGAUAUCAAGACAUAUAUCAACAGGACCAAGCUCAUUUAUUCCAGAAAAUGAGAUCAUAGCAGCCACGCCCCUAAGUGACUCCACAGUGAUGUACUUAGAUGAAGAGUUCAAUGGGCGUGUCGAUAACCUGACACAGGUGAUGGGGCUCCACCCACAUUACCUGCAAGCCUUCCUGCGCUGCCACUAUUACCUCCUCAGGAUGGACGGUCCGCUACCACUCCACUACAGACAUUACAUCGCUAUAAUGGCCGCAGCACGUCAUCAGUGUUCGGUGCUGGUGUGUCACCACAUGCAGGAGUUCGAGCAGAUAGGGGUGUGUUCUGAUUGGCUAAGAGGUUUAGAGUUCUGCCCGCAGCGACUUCGCAACCUCAAUGAGAUCAACAAAAUCCUCGCACACAGGCCCUGGCUUAUCACUAAGCAGCAUAUACAGGCUCUGGUGAAGACAGGAGAACACAGCUGGUCUUUGGCGGAGCUGGUUCACGCUCUCGUCCUGCUGGCUCACUUUCAUGCCUUGUCUAGUUUUGUAUUUGGUAGUGGUGUCAACCCUGACCCUGAGGUCACUGAUGUCAGCGGAGUCUCAGAUGACCUCUGCCCCCCAGCUAUGGCCAGUUUGUGCACCUGCCACCUAACAAACAGCAACCAGGCCAACAGGAACUCGCAGCGUAACGCUGGGAGUGAACUAGAGGCUCUGAUGGAGAGAAUGAAGCGAUUGCUGGAGGAGAAAGAAGAUGAUGACGCUUCAGAAGAGGAGAUGUUCACUCGCUUUGAGAAAGAGAAGAAAGAGAGUCUUCUGGUUGUAUCUACAGGGUUCGACGAAGAGGGUGUGCCUCCCUCUCCCGUGGCUCGGUUUGUGGCCGACCCGUCGUUUGGAUACCAGGACUUUGCACGACGUUCAGAAGACAACCCACCCACUUUUAAAGCACAGGACUACACAUGGGAGGAUCACGGUUUCUCUCUGUUGAACAGGUUGUACUCUGAUGUUGGUCACCUGUUGGACGAUAAGUUUAGAACUGCAUGUGAUCUGACCUAUUACAACAUGGCCAGUCACGAGGGGGUGGACACCAGCAUGUUGCGAAGGGCGCUGUUCAAUUACGUCCACUGUAUGUACGGUAUAAGGCAUGAUGAUUAUGACUAUGGUGAAGUAAAUCAGUUGUUGGAAAGUAGUCUGAAGGUUUACAUUAAAACAGUAACAUGUUACCCAGAGAGAACUACACGCCGCAUGUACGAGAGCUACUGGCAUCAGUUCAGACAUUCAGAGAAGGUUCAUGUGAAUUUGCUUCUCAUGGAGGCCCGAAUGCAAGCAGAACUGCUAUAUGCUUUGAGAGCUAUUACCCAUUAUAUGACCUGACCAGUCAGAUUUUAUACAACACCUGUUAUAUGACUUAUCUAAUCAUGAUUCACCCUUUAUGUAGGGGCUUUCAAAUUCUUCUGACCAAUCAGACUGAAUACCUUUAAUUGGUAAGUCACUUAAGAUGAUGUGAUUGUGGGUGGAUAGUCAUUCAUUUUUGCUGGUUUUAAAUCGGACAGAUCUUAUGGUCAGACAAAUGCCAGCAUUAAAAUAUACAAGGUGUUAUAUUAUUUGGCUGAUUAAGACGAUUCAAAUCUCCUGACCUGAUCAAUCGGACGAUAUCAUUUGUGACAUAAGCUCAACAGCCUGUGACAUCGUGACUUGACAGAUCACAUUUUAAAGUGCAAUAUGUUCUCAUUGAAAACACAUUUAUACUGUAAACUGAAGAGCUGUAGGAUUGAGUGUACAUCCUUGUUAAAGACAGACGUUUCAUUCUUUUCAUGCACAUCUUAGAAAAAAAAAUAUUUUGAAAAACUGUUUUCCUUUUGUGAUAUCACCAUAUAGUAAAUGUUAACAACAGAAUGUGAGACUCCAGUGUGGAGUGAACUGCUUUAUAUGAUGCAAGACUUUUCAUUCUUUUUUAAGCUUUAAAGCCUUUUUUACAUUCUUUAAAGUGCCUUAUUUGAUUGUAUUUAAUGUAUUGUUUUUUUCUUUCAGAUCAAUUUAGUUUGGUUUAGUUGUUAACCUGAAAACUAAAGCUUUUGUAGCAUUAACAGUGCACUAUCAAUCCUUUAAUAUUUCCUUUCAUUUUCAGUGUUAUGCUUUGGAUAGUAGGAUUACUUUAUUGUUUGCAUUUUUUAGCAGCCUAUAAUUGUUUCGAGUCACCUUGAGACUUUGUUUUUGUGCGAGUGUGUGUGUGUGAUAUCAAACAUGUAGCGUGUCUUACCCUGAACGUCUGUAUGUAUAAGACAAAGUAUUUGCACAUCCGUUGGCCAUCUCUUCAAGCAAGUGUGCUUCUGUGAAAGAAAACCGUGCACACAAGCAUGACAGAGUUCAUAUGUCUGAGUGUUACGUGUGCGUGUGUGACUGACUAUACUAACUAGCUUUUGGUGCAGUUGGUUUUGUCAAUCAAAACAUUUCUCAAUUUUUUUUCUACGUAUUUGCACAAUUCUAAACGCAGCAUCUGUUUCCUUCAAAACUCUUUUAAGGUUGUCUGGAAAUUAAUACAUAUUGAAAAAAAUAAGCUUUAUAGAAAGAGACAGAAGAGUGUUGCCUAGUCCAGGCUCCUGGACAGUGCCUA
This is a messenger RNA of Triplophysa dalaica, 2832 nucleotides long. RefSeq names its product sestrin 3 (gene sesn3). Gene Ontology annotation, biological process: positive regulation of macroautophagy; regulation of response to reactive oxygen species; cellular response to leucine starvation. Gene Ontology annotation, molecular function: L-leucine binding; oxidoreductase activity, acting on peroxide as acceptor. NCBI's taxonomy places the organism in Eukaryota, Metazoa, Chordata, Actinopteri, Cypriniformes, Nemacheilidae. Gene Ontology annotation, cellular component: nucleus. The transcript has 10 exons. The record is from RefSeq and is a predicted model, not a curated record. The coding region runs from base 177 to 1592 and encodes 471 amino acids.